AUGGCCAGUUACCUGUCUAAACGAAACUGUGACGAGUCUUUUAUGAGGUAUUUUUUUGGUAAGAAUGCAACAAAGAAAACGCCUGAAGAAUUGGAACGGGCAGACGAGCGGAAGCGCAGACUGCAACGAGAACGAUCGCGAAGAUAUCGUGCUCUUAAAAACGCUAGACGACAACAUGAAGGUGUGCGUGACAAUGCGGACAACGAACCGACGCGGAGCAAGUCCCGCGGAGUGUCCAUUGACGAGGAACUGAGCGACGGUGACGAGCCACCGACGCUCUGCAAUCUCUCUUAUGACGAUAAAUGGCGAGAACCCCUAUCUUCGGACUGCGCGUCCGACGACAAUUCUGCACAUAGUGCCGCCGAGUUGAAGGAGGCUGCUCUCUCGGGGAAUAUAUCCCUUAAUUUAAAAGAGUUCCUUAGUUCUCCAAAUAUGGAGCUUGACUACCCGACCGUGCACAGCUUAAUGUUCCAUUGGUUGCAAACG
Molecule: messenger RNA, 486 nt
Organism: Brenthis ino (lesser marbled fritillary)
Lineage: Eukaryota; Metazoa; Arthropoda; Insecta; Lepidoptera; Nymphalidae
Source: the annotation of a GenBank genome assembly